AACUCUGUAAGGUGAAGCCUCGCAGAAACCAGAAAGCCUUAUUCUGUUCUCUUCCUGGCACUACUGCUGUGAGAAAUUAGCGCUUUGAAAUACUUGCCUGGGAUGUGACUGGUCAAUUGCCUGAUUAGUUUUGGACCGGUCCCCUGGAUGAAGCCAGACUGAGGGAUGCAUUCUGAGCUGCUAAAUCUGGUGGUGGUGGUGGGGGGUGUGUUCAGGGUCUGUUCCUGCAUUAAUCCAGCCAGAGGCCUCUGGGAAUACUUCCAGGAGCCAGGUCUGCAGGCCGUACCCAUGGGAAGGGAUCCCUGAAGGAUCUGAGCCUCGGAGUGGACAGGCAGCUGAGCCGAAGCUCCCACAGCAGUGCCAUGGCCAAAAGUGCAAAUGGGAUCGUUAGCAUCUCAAAAAGAUUGAGAGGGGUCUAAGGAAACCCUGGGUACUGAAGAGCUCGGAUACAGCAGAGAAAGGCAGACCAGGAAGUUCCUCCAAUGAGGGUCCCAAUUUGUCAGCGCUGGGUGAACGUCUGUGCUGGCUCGUGGACACGGCCGGUGGCAGUGCUGUGUGGUGAGUGCCCACCGAAGAGCCCAGCCUGUUCCGAAGCACUGACCAGCUGCAGGAGGAAAUGGAGUACGAACGGAGAGGUGGUCGUGGGGACCGGACGGGCCGAUAUGGCGCUGCUGACCGGUCCCAGGACGACGACAUGGACGGGCGGACCCAGCGAGACCACGACUACCGGGACAUGGAUUACCGCUCGUACCCCCGCGACUUCAGCAGCCAUGAGACUGCUAAUGAGUACGACUCAUCCGAGGAGCAGAGCGCCGAGGAUUCCUACGAGGCCUCCUCAGGAUCGGAGACUCAACGCAAGCGGGACAGCCCCACCGAGCCCCUGGGCUACCCUGGCGACGGGGACUACCGCGACCAGGAUUACCGGCCCGAGCCAGAGGAGGAGCAGAAGGCCAGCAGCAUCGUCAUGCUGAGGAUGCUGCCCCAGUCUGCCUCCGAGAAUGAUAUCCGGGCCCAGCUGCAGGCGCACGGGAUCCAGCCCCGCGAGGUGCGGCUGAUGCGGAACAAAGCCUCAGGUCAGAGCCGCGGCUUCGCCUUCGUCGAGUUUAAUCACUUGCAGGACGCUACCCGAUGGAUGGAAGCCAAUCAGGUUGCUUUGCCGCACUUGACCCCCACAAGUACUGCUCCUGUUACCGUCCCUGGGCAGAAGAGCGAACACCUGUCAGACCAGCCUCCGGGCCCCCGUAUCCCUGAGAUCUUGGUCUCCCUGGCCAGCUGGCAGCUUGGAAUUGGCUUUGACAACGCCCCUCGACCCGCGCGGCUCCGUUCCUCUCCUAGCCGGGCCGAGCACGUGGUGGGCGUCCCCAUCCCUCCUCACGCUGUCCCCUUCCCCCCCCCUCCCCCGCCAGCCAUCAUCCUGCGGAACCUGAACCCGCACAGCACCAUGGAGUCGAUCCUGGCGGCGCUGGCCCCCUAUGCCGUGCUCUCCGCCUCCAACGUCCGCGUCAUCAAAGACAAGCAGACCCAACUCAACCGCGGCUUCGCCUUCAUCCAGCUGGCCACCAUCGUGGAAGCGGCCCAGCUGCUGCAGAUCCUGCAGGCCCUGCACCCCCCGCUACAUAUUGACGGCAAGACCAUCAACGUGGAGUUUGCUAAGGGCUCCAAGCGGGACAUGGGCUCCUCUGACAGUAACCGGAUCAGCGCCGCCUCUGUCGCCAGCACUGCUAUCGCUGCAGCCCAGUGGGCCAUCUCCCAGGCAUCACAGGGCAGUGAGGGGGCCUGGGCGGCCUCAGAGGAGCCGCCGGCCGACUACGCCUACUACCAGCAGGAGGAGGCCUACGGCGCGGAGCCGGCCCUCUACUCCCACGCCUACCUGAAGGGGUCCCCAGCCCAGCCUGGCGCCAAUGGGGAGGCUGCAGCCACAGUGGCAGAACCGUCCCUGGAGCCUGGCGUGCCGGGCGUCGACUCGCUGCCUGUCCUGCAGAGCUUCCCCCACGCCGCACAGACCACCGCCGUGCCCGUUGUGUACCAGCCGCCUGGCGGGGCCGAGACCGCGGCCACCGCCCAGGGCACUGCCGCCAUUGCCCAGGUAGGGCUCUCGGCCUGGCCUCAGGGCGGGGGGCUGCCCGGGGCUGUGUCUGUCCUCCCUGCUCGGGGGCUGCCCGGGGCUGUGUGUGUGUGUCGUGGGGGGGGUCUCCUCCCUGCUUGGGGGCUGCUCGGGGCUGUGUGUGUGUUGGCCCCUCCCUGCUCGGGGGCUGCCCGGGGCUAUGUGUGGAGUGUGGGGGGGUCUCCUCCCUGCUCGGGGGCUGCCCGAGGCUGUGUGUGUGUGACUCCUGGGUUCUCUCCUGGCUUGGCGGGGGCGUGGUGUGUGGUGAAGGAGCCCCAUGGCGCUGUCUCUCCACAGAGCCCGCCGCGGGGGCUGGUGGCCGCGUACAGCGGGGAGAGCGACAGCGAGGAGGAGCCAGAGCGGGCAUCCGACCGGGAGGAGAAACUCACAGACUGGCAUAAACUGGCCUGUCUGCUCUGCCGCCGGCAGUUCCCCAGCAAGGAGGCGCUGAUCCGCCACCAGCAGCUCUCCGGGCUGCACAAGCAAAACCUGGAGAUUCACCGCCGUGCCCACCUGUCUGAGCAGGAGCUGGAGGCGCUGGAGAAGAACGACAUGGAGAUGAAAUACCGGGACCGCGCGGCGGAGCGCAGGGAGAAGUACGGUGUCCCCGAGCCCCCGGAACCCAAGAAGAGGAAGUACUCAGCUGUCAUGCCUGCCACCGUGUAAGCCCUGCCCCUGCCAUGCUGGCCCACCCACUCAGGGCGGAGCUCUGCCCUGCAGGAGCGCCGCUCCCCAGAGGUGGCAGCCUCUCAGUGCUUUUCGAACUGUCCCCGUGCAGCGUUGUGUGUGGCUGUUCCCCGCUGCCCCGCCCCAGAGGCGGCUGCAUCGCAGCAGUGGGCGAGGGGCGUUGUGUGUGGCUGUUCCUGGGUGCCCUGCCCCAGAGGCGGCUGCAUCGCAGCAGUGGGCGAGGGGCGUUGUGUGUGGCU
This is a messenger RNA of Chelonoidis abingdonii (Abingdon island giant tortoise), 3030 nucleotides long. The record is from RefSeq and is a predicted model, not a curated record. Lineage: Eukaryota; Metazoa; Chordata; Testudines; Testudinidae.